Molecule: messenger RNA, 1254 nt
Organism: Malania oleifera
Lineage: Eukaryota; Viridiplantae; Streptophyta; Magnoliopsida; Santalales; Ximeniaceae
Exons: 4
Coding region: 232-930 (232 amino acids)
Source: RefSeq, a predicted model, not a curated record
GGCCCAACUGUAGUCACGUGCGUCGGACGGUCCUCUCUGUCUCUCUCUCUCUCUCUCUCUCUCUCUUUAUGGAAAGGGGCUUCAUUUCGUAACGUCAUUUUGAAAACAAAGGGCUCUCUCUCUCCCCUGCCCCCCCUCUCUCUCUCUCUAGCCGGAAAGCGAAAAAAUCCCGCUUGCGACCCUUGAAAUUCAAGCUCUUACGGUGCUGUCUGUGUCUUAUCAGGAGAAAUAAUGGCGGAGUUUCCUCCGAACAUGGAAGACGGAGAGCUCUGGCUUCCCUCUGAUAUUUUCUUCCCCGAAGAAGUUCCCUCUAAUUUCACCCCACACCUCUCCUCAACUCAGCUUGCUUACAUGGACCACCUCGCUCAGCGCUUCGCCCGCUCCUGCGUUCUCCUCCAAACCCCCACUAAACCUCCCCACACUUUCCAUCCUAACUUCGAGAGGUUUAGGCUUCCGGUUCGGUUUAAUCAGGGCCUUCCACAACCGGAACAAGACUUUAGCGUUAAUGGGGGUCUCCAGUCUGGACCUGAAGCCUACUGCGGGAGUUGCAGGCCGCUUUACCCGUGCCGUUCUCGGAAACCGGCCAACCCCCAGGUUGAGGGUUUUGUGGGAACGAGGGCCAGGGUUUUGGAGAGGCAGCAAAACCAGGUCCAAACCCGGUUCGGGCCGUUUCAAGGGAGCGAAGUUGGGAUGGGUGGUUUUGCAAGGGAGUCUACAGGGACAGGCGUGUUUCUUCCCCGCGUUGUCAACACCAUCCCUUCCGCUGCAGCUGUAGCUAGAAAAAGACAAGGUGUGAGGAGCAAGCAGGAGAGCAUAGUAUCUCAACAAAGAAGCGGCUUUGUGGGGGUUGGGUUGGGGAAGCAGCAGGAGGAAUGCCAUUGCCAGCAGCUUCCUGCUGAGAUUGGUUUGCCCCAGGAUUGGACCUACUGAGCUUUACUGCGCUACUGUAAUGGGAUCAUCCUCUGGCUUUAUUUUGAACUUGAAGUUGAUGAUGAUGCUGAUGACGACUUAAUUAAUAAGAUCUCCAGAGAAAAGAACAAAAAAGUCGAAGGGUCAUUUGGGUUUUGUGCAGGAGAUAAAACUGAAGAAAGUAGAAUUUUAUAGGCAUUGUGAGUUUUCAUGCGUCGUGUUUGCUAGAUUCUGUAGAAAUAAUGGGAGUUUUGAAAGCUUUGUUUUAGGAACUUGGACUGGUUCUUUAGCUUGUACGUAUUAUAUUAUGGUCGUUCAUAGAAUAAUAUAAACUUUUUAGAAGCC